Siniperca chuatsi (mandarin fish) is the source of this 7832-nucleotide messenger RNA. It is a transcript of the gene ssh1b, whose product is annotated as slingshot protein phosphatase 1b. Gene Ontology annotation, cellular component: cytoplasm. The record is from RefSeq and is a predicted model, not a curated record. The coding region runs from base 1100 to 3697 and encodes 865 amino acids. Gene Ontology annotation, biological process: negative regulation of actin filament polymerization; protein dephosphorylation; actin cytoskeleton organization. The transcript has 14 exons. Gene Ontology annotation, molecular function: protein tyrosine/serine/threonine phosphatase activity; actin binding. NCBI's taxonomy places the organism in Eukaryota, Metazoa, Chordata, Actinopteri, Centrarchiformes, Sinipercidae.
UCUGUAAUGUUCUAUAAUUGCAACAAGGGUUUAAACAACACACCAGUUUGGCACGGACCGUUACACUUCAAAUGACUUACUGAAUAUUCUUCCUAAAAAGAGUUUAAUAUUGGUACUGCAUUCACCUCUUUAGGUGCAUUCCUAGUCUUUCUGAAUUGUAUGCAAUGAAUUAGACUAAAGAACCAUGCUGCCCUGAGUAUUAAAACUAUUUUGGUAGGCGAUGAGCUGCUUGUCUUGUCCUCAGUCCUGAAGAUUCAGUGAUGUCAGCAAAUCUGGCUCUCAUACAGUAAAAGUUACGCAGUUUAUUUUCUCUAAUGGCCUUUAGUUUCUCACUGUUGUUAAGGAGAAAAACCUUCUGGAAGUACAGUUGAUUUAACGUGACAAGUUUUUUAAAUGUUUCCUCUACUCGGUUACAUAACACAGUACAUAAAUUGUUGUUCCUGCUCGUUCACAAAGCUUUUCUUUAACCAACCCUACGUCACAAAAGACAUGAUUUGUCAUGAUGUCAUGAUUUUCAGCAAAGCUUUGACACAGAGUCUGUCUUUGAGCUCACUGUGUGUGUGGGUCAUUCACGGUUGAAACAGCCAUGUCAUGUCGUGUGUAGAGUGUCAUGUGUAAAUGAGUAACAUGUUUCUGUGGCUCAGUAAUUCAUCAGCGUGGAGUCUUAAUUUAGGAUUCUGCAUGUCAGACUUGAAAUUGACGCCAAGUAACAUUUCCACCGCCUCCCAGCACUUGCAUGAAUGAUGGCAUUGUGGCAGAGGGUUGCAUAGGGAGAGCUGAUUGCAGAAGCACGCGCUGUGAAGAGGGGAUAGGGAGCAGAAACUGAGAGGACAGGGCAGCACAGACGAGGAGACUUCAGGGCCGAGAUGGAAAGAAAGCUGCGGGAGGAAAAGAAGAAGGACUUGCCAGACCAGGACCAUGACAACAGAAGUUCAACUGAAAUAUGCUGCUAGGAGAGGCUACAGUCCCCUGACAGGAAUACGCAGGUGUAGAGGAUGGAUGGAGGGAUGUUCAUAAGAAAAGGCUUUUUAGAUGAGACAAAAUUGUAGAGUUUUUUUUUCUAAGGAGACUGUAAAUAGUCCACUAACUACUAGCAAGGAUGCAUCUGGUUGUGAAACCUUCACAUAAAGCCAUGUUCACCGUGCUGCCUCACUUUGUGGAGGAAGCUGCUCUGACUCAGAGGGAGAUCUGUCGCAUCCUCAGUGAGAGCUUCUUCAUGGUCAAAGGAGCCGCCCUCUUCCUCCAGCAGGGUGGCAGUGCACAAGGACCAAAGACCCCGACCCACCACAAACAUGCAGGUGAUUUACCUCAACACCUGCAGGUCAUGUUUAAGAUCCUCCGGUCUGAAGAUCGCAUUAAGUUGGCUGUACGGUUAGAGAGCGGAUGGUCAGACCGGGUGCGCUACAUGGUCGUUAUCUACACCAACGGCCAUCAAGACACAGAGGAAAAUAUCGUCGUGGGAAUGGACUUCACAGACAAGGACAGUAAAGAUUGCUCUAUUGGGAUGGUGCUUCCACUGUGGAGUGAUACCAACAUACAUUUAGAUGGAGAUGGAGGCUUCAGUGUGAACACAGCAGGGCGGUCACAUGUCUUCAAGCCUGUAUCUGUGCAGGCCAUGUGGUCUGCCCUGCAGAUCCUCCACAAGGCAUGCGAGGUGUCACGCCGGUUCAACUACUUCCCAGGGGGCAUUGCUCUCACAUGGAUGGCCUUCUAUGAGAGCUGCAUCACCUCAGAGCAAAGCUGCGUCAAUGAGUGGAACGCUAUGACUGACCUGGAGACCACCCGGCCUGACUCACCCACCAUGUUCGUCGACCGGCCAACUGAACGAGAGAGAACAGAGUGUCUCAUCAAAGCCAAGCUACGCAGCAUCAUGACAUUUCAAGACCUGGAGAACAUCACGUCAAAGGAGAUCCGUAAUGAGCUGGAGCAGCAUAUGAGCUGUAACCUCAAAGAGUACAAAGAGUUUAUAGACAACGAGAUGCUUCUGAUCCUGGGUCAGAUGGACAAGGCCACACUUAUCUUUGACCAUGUGUACUUGGGCUCUGAGUGGAACGCUUCCAACCUGGAAGAACUACGUGACUGCGGAGUUGGUUACAUCCUGAAUGUUACCAGAGAGAUUGACAACAUCUUCCCAGGGAUGUUCUCUUAUCACAACGUCCGUGUGUACGAUGAGGAGGCCACCGACCUGCUGGCCCACUGGAACGAAACCUACAACUUUAUUGUCAAAGCCAAGAAGAACAAUUCCAAAUGCCUGGUGCACUGUAAGAUGGGGGUGAGCCGGUCUGCCUCUACAGUUAUUGCCUAUGCAAUGAAGGAGUACGGCUGGUCUCUGGAGAAAGCCUACAACUUUGUCAAGCAGAAACGGAGUAUAGCUCAGCCAAACGCUGCUUUCAUGAGACAGCUGGCAGAAUACGAGGGAAUCCUGGACGCAAGUAAACAGCGCCACAACAAGCUAUGGAGGCCUGAAACAGAUGAGGAGGGAUCAGAUGAUUUGCAAGCCUCUGGCCACAGUACUGGUGGGGAGGAGACACCAGUGCUCAGAGGGGAAGAAGCCUGGGGAGGCUGCGGGGCGUCUCCCUGCAGGGGUAUGGGUCUGGAGAUGGAGCCCCUUGACUCUCUUAACUACAAUUAUUACUUCAGACGUUUGUCAGACUCUGCACUAGACAGCGAGCCCUCCACCCCAGUGCGGGGUCCCCCUCUGCUAGGUAUGGAAAGAGUUUUCAUUGAGAUUGAAGACGUGGAGAGGGAUGCCCUAUUGGAGGAUGAGGGUUUCCCCAUGGCCCAUUUAGCCCUGCCUGGCGGGGGCACAGCAGCUCAGACGUGUGGGCGCCUUGACCCCCUGGAGGACAUGAGACUGAGGCUCGAGUUCAGUACUUUGGAGGAAGAGGAUGAAGAAGAGGCCAAGAAAGAGGAAGCUGAGAUGGCAGCCUUGGCUCAAACACCUGGAAAUUCAGAUGGGAAGAGGGCAGGGGAGGAGGCCGAGAGGACGGAGGAAAGCCGGUUAGGCCUAGCCAACCUGAACACCAACAACAGCAACCGCCUAGCUGCCAAGCGCAGCUGCCCUGCAGCUUUUGACGACAGUGCUAGCACAGGAAACCCUUUAAAAGUGAAGCCCUCCUAUCAGUCCUGUAAAGACUGCCUGCGUCUACCACAAGGUCGGCGCUGUGACCGUCCAGCAGGAGGCCGUUCCCACCGCCUUAAUCCCUCCCGCCACUGCACUGUCCCCUCCAUAUGCAUAGAUCCGCCCGGGACCAAUUUUGCCUCCAUUCCAAUUCUGCAGUCUCUGCAAGCCCCUGCAGUUGUCCCAGCUAACUUGGUCCAGCCCUGUAGUCAUCUCUACCGCUGUGCCACCUGCACCCCCAGUGUCCCACCUGUCCCACUAAUCAACCACCAGAAACUGGUCUCACCCAUGAGCUGUGAGGAGACUCCUCCUGACCUCAGCUCAGUGGAGACAGAGGACAUGGACGAACCACAGGGGGACGACGUGGGAGAACAAAUAUCAAGGGAGGGUACAGGGGCCAUCAGUGUAACUACUGCUGAAGGUUUAAAAUUACAACCUGGUGGUGCAGUGGAGGUCCAGCAGCAGGCUCUGGCCCAGCUGCAAAUGCCAGGACUGGGGAUAGAUUUUGGUCUGGAACUGAUGCGACAGAGGGAAGAGCAGCUUGAGGGACAGCUCCCAGUGGGGCCCCUGCCUUAAUACAGUGGCCCGAGCAUGGAUGGGAUGGAGGAGGAGGCUUACCACUGCCUCCACCAGAUACACUAUGUUGGCUGUGGGCCUUUAGAUGACUGCCCCUGUAGUGUGGUACCAGAUGCAAAGCUCUGCUUUGACCUGUACUGUCAUGUCCUGGCCUCAUAGCUGCACUGUAACAAGCUGCAACAGCCCUCUGUGCAUUUACAGAGAGUAUCCUGUCAUCGUCUACUGGCAUUAAGAUCCAGAUGAGGCUGGUUGUUCUGACCAUACACUAAAGACCUGAAUGCUUCUGGCCAGGUAAAGAAUUUCUGAAGACUUUCCUGUGUCCCUCAGACCUGAUUCAUGUCCAUCUGGUUUCUUUUGAACCUGCCAGCCCCACACCACAUACAGGAUCAUCACUCUUCCCCACAGUCUAGUGGAGAUGGGCGUUAUGCUGCCAUUUUCCCCUCAACAGACAGGUUUGGCAUAUUCCCAAGACAGGAAACAGUGGUGGUUUCUAACUCCUGAGAAAGCUAUAGCUGGCAGUCUGAUGUUUAUGGAAAGAAAAAUACCUGAGGUAACAUGCUUCUGUCAGUGUACUGUAUGUUUUCAAUCCAACUCAACAGUAUUCAUGAAGGAGCUCAAUGAACGUUUGCAGUUGAGCCUGUUAGAUUGCAUUCAGUAUUUCCUCAUGUUACCAUCAAUAACUGAAUCCUCACUUAUCUUCACUUUAUAUUUUCCCUGCUGCAGCUGCUUUUGCAUCACGAGAGGGCAUUUCAUGUGAAAGCAUAAUCAUUUUUAAAAAAGGAUGUGAGCCUUUUUAUGCUUCUUUGUAAAGCGUCGUACCUCGGACCACAAGCAUCUCAGACUGUUUUGGUCAAAGACUGUUUUGUUGUCUCUGCUCAGUGGCUGGUUUACCCCCGACCUCCUCCGUUAAAGUUAAUGUAAUCAUGUACUUAAAGCGCUCACUUUAGCCCACGCAUGACUUUGCAGUAUUACAGAACAUAUCUUCAACAUGCUUAGACAGAAAACAUAUUAAAGUCACCUUUAAUUUAUUCUAUUUUUUUAAAUACUGAAAAAACAUUUGGCAUUCAAAUGUGUCAUUAUUCAGAAGGCACAUCAUUCAUCCGAUGGAUGAUGAUUGACUGAAUUGAACCACUCAUCUUAUGCCUGAAAGAAUGACAAAAGAAAAUAACACUGAAGAAAUACAUUCAGUUGUUGUAAGACAUUACAUUCAGUCAUUCAGAUGUUAAGAAACAUUCAUAAGCGUAAAUGUAAAUUUAUUUUCAAUUCCUGAUGUAACCAAAGCCAUAUCAUGUUGCAAGGUCCAGUUAAUCACCUUCAUGAUUUUAGAUGGCAAAGAAGCUAUAUAUUGAUAUAUUAUACAUACUUUUCUUACUUUCUUACCCAGUCUGCAUCUGGGUAAUCAUUUAUCUAAGAGGCUUCCGUGGUAAACAUGGCUCACCCAGUUAACGUUUUGGUCACACGUUGAAAAACCGUAGGCUACCUUUCCCUAAACCCACAAACAUUUGCAAAGACACACUAAUCAUGUAUAGAUUUAGCACCUGAGCACAACUCUAGUAUCCAUUCACACAGUGCAUUUAUUUCAGAUCUAUUGCUAAGUUUAAUCAAGUUAAUUUGAGAACACUAAAGCAGAAAUAGAAACAUCAGAAAUAAAACAAAUCUACAAUAUGCUUCAAAGUAGUUACAUUCUUUGCUUGCAGUGUAGAGUCAAUCCUUGUGAGUGUCAUUUAUUUGAACUAAUAAUUAUCAGAAAGUUGCAGUCAACAGCAGAUGCUGCUGUAAAUUUUGUUGAUAAUUUAGUGUUUUUGUGAAAUAAAAUAUACUUCAGUUAUUAUUCUGACUUACCAAAUGAAAUAUUUCUAUUUACAGUGCGAAAAUUAUAAAUAUUCUUAAUUUACAAUACUAAAUUUCCUUUAAAUACAGAAUAAGUAACCUAUCAAGAAACUGCAAAGCUCAGCACUCACAGGCUUUUGACAUCUCUUCUACCCAACAAUCAGUUUCUUAGUCUUGUCCUCAUUUGUUAUUUAGACUUUUCAUUUUUGUACAUGUUCAGACAGCUUGAGGCAUGUUUUGUUCAAAUUGUGCCACCAAUCCAAAGUUGCUAUGCCACAGCGUGUCACUCUGCAAGUUCUUCUGUUUGGUUGAUGUUGUGUUUGCUUACUGUUUUUGGCACGCUGGGUGUGCUGGAAUGGUACUGAAUGAUGCCUGUUUGUAUGCAGGAAAAGCACAUGCAAGUGUUAGUACUGUGUUUAAUGAUCUGAGUGCUUCAGAAGAAAUGAAAACUGUGCAAAGAAUGAAUGCAAAUUAUUGAAUCAUCUUUAACCGUAGGGUUAUUGUAUAUUUUUUGUAGAUUUGGUUUUCUUUAGUUAGAUCAGUAGAAACCUCAACAAACAACAACAAUGCACCCUCUGUUCCUUCUCCUCCCUUAACCGGACCCCAGGGAGCUGCAGGUUUGCUCUACUAGUUAGAUUUAAAUAAUUUGGUUUUGCCUUUAACCUGUUCUUUCCCUCACGUGGCCAUUUGAGCAUGAUGUAACGUAAAACAGCAUCUGAUACCACACACAUUUGCAAUGGAACCAUUUCAGACUUUAAAAAAGUUACAAUUACUAUAAAGUUUAGAAAUAUUGCAGCUAUAAGAAUUAAGAAAUGUUACAAAGUGGCAAGGUUGCUAAAGGAGAUUUAAGGAAUAGUUUGAAAUGUAUCUGAAGGUAAUAAAAUCCACCUACCAGCACCUCUUAAGCUCACUAAUUAACACUUUACAUCUCAUUUGUUUAAUUUGAAUGUGGCGAAAAAGGAUCCAAAAAUGACAACUAGUCUUUUUUACACUAAUCAUGUUGACCAUUAGAGUUGCUAUUAGUUGGAUUUUCUUUUACCUUCGGACAGGCUAGCUGUUUUACCGUUGCCAGUCUUCAUGCUAAGCUAAGCUAACCGACUUCUGGCUGUAGCUUCAUAUUUACUGACAGACAUGGAGGAGUGGUAUUGAUCAUAAGUGCAUUUUCCAAAUUGUUAUUAAAUUCCUUUAAUAUAUUAUGAUUAGGCCUGAUCAGUGUGUGAUGUUACAAGCACUAAAUCGCUGCAUUUGUGUUCCCAGACCACAGCACUACGUUUGGUUGUUUGCUUCAUGUUCUGAAUUUGUUUUUGUAUUUAAGUGCCUUAACCUUGGGCCUUAGCUCUGUCAUAAAGCAUCAGAGGCGUUCGCAAAGUUUCUGUGAGUGUGUUGAUGGUCUGGGUUUUUGUACAUUACUUACCCUCACUCCAAAUAAUAACCAUGCUCCUUGCAAUGUAUAACUUGGCACAUAAUCUAAUGUAUGCAAACACACACACAUAAGCUCAUGCACAGCAGCCUCCUCCACCCCAAUACACACAUACUUGAUGGACUUCCAUUUAUUAAUAGCCUAUAAUAAUAUUGUAUUUGUUUGAUAUUGUUGAAACUUGUGGUACACUGUAUUGGUUCAAUAGCUGGCUGAAGAACCUUACUUGCUGGAAUGAGAACUAUCAUUUACAUUAAAACAUUAGAUAGGAAUAAUUUAAGUCUUUAAAAUUUACCAGUUUGUAUAUAUUUUUCCCUACAAUUUGCUAUUGAGAACAUUAGCUUGCAGAUGUGGUCAAUAUUAAAGCACUGAUAAUGUUACCGUGUAUUGAGAAGUACUCAUAAUUAAGUUCUCGUGUUUGUACCACAGCAAAAAAUGACUUUGGGCCAUCUCAAAUUUAGGCAGAUGUCUUCAGGCUCUAUUAAAAAUGGCAAUGAUUGAAUUUUUUUUAUUGCAUUAUUCCCAGGCAGCAGGCACCAAACUGACAAUCCUACUUAAGAGCCAGACAUUGAGGAAUUUGUGAGGAAGGAUAUUAAGACAUUAAGUUAAAGGGGGAUCCAGGCAUUUGUAGAGUGUAUUUAUAGAGCACAAGUCUGCCCCAAAGCAUGUGAGGUUGAGACGAGUAGAAAAUGUAGAACAUGAAAAACCUACCUGGGAGUAAGAUUUUGUUACGUUAAUUGUUUUUGUUAACUUUUGUGUACUGUACAUUGCCAAUGUUCAUGUGUAAUGCACUUUGUUUUUUUUUGUUUUUGUUUUUGUUUUUUUUACAUUUUGUUAAAAUGAUGUCCAGUCUAAUGUUUAUCAUGGAAAUAAACCAUUUCCUCUGCA